Pomacea canaliculata is the source of this 2155-nucleotide messenger RNA. RefSeq names its product ribonuclease H2 subunit B-like. Gene Ontology annotation, cellular component: nucleoplasm; ribonuclease H2 complex. Gene Ontology annotation, biological process: ribonucleotide metabolic process; RNA catabolic process. NCBI's taxonomy places the organism in Eukaryota, Metazoa, Mollusca, Gastropoda, Architaenioglossa, Ampullariidae. The coding region runs from base 45 to 995 and encodes 316 amino acids. The transcript is spliced from 11 exons. The record is from RefSeq and is a predicted model, not a curated record.
AUUUCGCGCCAUCAGUUUGGGAGGUUACUAAGUUUACAGAAUCAAUGCCUCGUCUACCGUUGCAACAAACAACUGGCAAGAAGAUUUCAUCGCAAGAUGCACCUCAGAAUCAGUGGGUUAUGAUAACUGAAGAAAAGAUUUUUGAUAAUUAUGGCAAUGACAUGGAUAAUAUCUCCAUGCACAAGCUACGUCAUCCUAAGACAGAUAAAGCUACCUUCUACCUGAUAUCCAAUGGAGGCCAGCAGAUAUCAGAGAUAAUGAAAUUUGAGUCAUCUUGUGGAUCAUGGUUGAUUGGUGACAGUGUGCAAAAAGAUGGUAGUAUCCUCAUGACAACCCCUGUAGAUCCGCUAUUUCUUGUGCUGCCUUACCUUAUCAAUGCUGCCAAGUCAGGGAAGUACAUGACAGUAGACCAGAUUGUUCAUGAUGAGGAGUUUCCAGAUGUCAGCAACUUGCUGGCAUGUUUAGACUUUGAUUCUCUUGACUAUGUGGCAGAUAUGAAAGGUGCAGGAGACUUUAAAGCUUACAGAUACAACAGCGAAAAAACUUUAUCAUGGCUUCGCCUAAAGACAGAUAAUGUUUUGGAAGCCUUAAGAUCUAGUGGUGUUGACAUGAAUGAAUCAGGGGCCCAAAGUGCUUUGUUUAUUAGAAGUAAAAAAACUUCCAGUGGAGAUGAAAAUGGCUACUUGAAAUAUGCAUGUGGAUUAGUAUCAGAUUAUAUACCCUUGGAACUAGUAACCAGUCUCAAAGAUUAUCUAGGCAUUACAGAAGCUGUUGAGGACAGAUCACCUGUGGAACCUCCAAACAAGAAAGUGAAGUUAUCAGAGAAUCAAGGAACAGUUACUCCAACAGAAGACUACUCACGAUUCUUUGGACAAGACUCAAAAAAACAGACAUCAGCGGCUGGAGGAAGACAGACAGCAGCCCAAAAGAAGCUAAGCAAAGUGGAUGUCCGAGGAAUGAAGAGCAUAUCUAGUUUUUUCUCAUCGAAAUCAUGAAAAUGCACUUCCCAUAUCCCUUACAUUUUUUUUUCCUUCUGCACUUUUCGGUUUUCAGGUCUCUUUUCUUUUCUUCUCUCUUUUUAGGUUAUUGAGCCCAUUGAAAGUUUUUAAACAUGCAUGAAUUCAGUUUUUCUAUUAUGCAUGCCAGUGCAAUUUGACAACUUAUUAUUUACUUGUAAAUGUUAUGUAGCAUUUAUUCCUGAUGCAUUAUUGCCAAUCCCUUUAUUAUGCCUUAAUGUAAAGCAGCUAUCACACUAAGCCUAUCUACGCAUUAUUAAGACAAGCAUAACAAACAUUUUUCAAGUUUGCUUUUGAAAGUCGUUUUCAGCUGUGAAAGUAUGCGUGUCUUAAGCAUGCAUGUUUUUCUUGAUUUAUUUGGCAUUCAAGAUGGUGGAGAGUAUUAUGUCCACAUGCAUUUAAUAAUGAUGGCAUUUAGUGACUCCUCAAAUUUAUGCUUUUUCUUCUGAUGGAAAACAGCAGGUUAAAUAUUUAUCUACAUCUUGAAAAUAAACUGUGUUCCUCUAACAAGACUUCAGAUCUCAUAUUGAACUGUUAAUAUGCAGGCUGCUCUAUGAUCAUUUGUAAAUAUUAACAUGCACUUCUCAGUUUGAUACAGAUAUUUGACCUUAUUAACAAGCCCCAGAGAGCUCAGAACAAUGCAGCUCAAAUUGUAUUCUGAAACCAGAAUGCUAUAUCACCACUCUGCUUCUGCACUAGGUGUCAGUUCAGGCUUGCAUCAUAUUUAAGAUCUCUGUGCUUUGCUAUUGUAGUAUUGCUUGAUGUCCCUGGCAAUGUUCACUGUGCAUGUGUGUGUGUGUUUGCCAGAUUAUGAUGUCCUGCUCUAUCAAACAGCACAUUAGUUACUGACCCUUGUAUCUUAUAAAGGUGCAUUGAGCUCACAAUGUGGAGUAAAUCCCAUCAUUGAAAUAAAACAUGAUUACCAAUGAAAAGUACAACUUUAUUACCAGAAAUGGAAUCGAGUCAUUUACAAAUGACCAUAGAUUUAUAUUUUUUAUCCAUAGUUACAUCACUUAAAGCACAUUUACUAUGCAUUUGAAAACCUUUUUCCCUUAGGUUUAUAAAACUAUAAUGAUAUGUAAGUUUUGUAUGCAAAUUAUGAAUAACAAAUUUGAAACAAUCCUAAACUUAGAAUACAU